CAUUCGCUCUAAAGACUUGUGCGCCCCUCCAGCCUCAAGUAGUUUGCUGACUCUCUGUUUGUUGUAAUACAAUUUUGCUGACAAGGAUAAUAACAAAUAAAUCACAGUUUUCGAGUUUCGCGAAAAGGAUCCCCCAGACAACCAGUUAAAAUCGUGAAUCUACCCGCCGGAAUUCGAGAAUUCUUGUCCAGCUCAAUUCUAGACGCAAACAGUAUUCCAGUCCAGGAGCGCCGAUAUUUCUUGCCAAUAAGCAGUGAAAGUGUCAACACAUUUCGAGUGCUUAUUUGUCAAAAGUAAACGAGAGAAGCGCAAUCCAAGCACCCAAAGCAAAUAGUAUUCUAAGUGUUUUUCGGCAACACUUUGCGUAAAUUUUUGUUAACCCAACACAAAACCCCUAAAAAACACACACAAAACAAAAUGAUGGCCGUUGCAGCUGCCCAGAAGAACCGCGAGAUGUUCGCCAUCAAGAAAUCCUACAGUAUUGAGAAUGGCUAUCCAUCCCGGCGCCGCAGCCUGGUGGACGAUGCCCGCUUCGAGACCCUGGUGGUCAAGCAGACCAAACAAACCGUCCUCGAGGAGGCCCGCAAUAAGGCCAAUGACGAGUCUUUGGAGGAAUGCAUUCUGCAGGCUGAGGAGCACAUUCCCGCCGAGCAGAAUGUGGAGCUGCAGGACGAGCAGCCCAAUCUGGAGAAUCUGCCAUUGGAGAACGAAUAUGUCCCAGUUGAGGAGGAUGUGGAGAUUGAACCGGAGCAGUCGCACCAGCAGGAGCAGUCUCAGGGCCAGGAAGCCGGCGAAGAGCCAGCCAAGAACGAUUACGGCCUCACCGAGGACGAGAUUUUGCUGGCCAAUGCCGCCUGCUCAUCGCCGGAAGCCGAGGCUGCCAUGCAGAGCGCCGCUCUGGUGGUGCGCCUCAAGGAGGGCAUCUCCUCGCUGGGCCGCAUCCUCAAGGCCAUUGAGACCUUCCACGGCCAGGUGCAGCAUGUGGAGUCCCGGCAGUCGCGUGUCGAGGGCGUGGGCCACGAUGUCCUCAUCAAGCUGGACAUGACCCGUGGCAAUCUCCUCCAGUUGAUCCGUUCCCUCAGGCAGUCGGGCUCCUUCAGCAGCAUGAAUCUGCUGGCCGAGAACAACAUCUCGGUGAAGGCCCCGUGGUUCCCCAAGCAUGCCUCCGAGCUGGACAACUGCAACCAUCUGAUGACCAAGUACGAGCCCGAUUUGGAUAUGAACCACCCGGGAUUCGCCGACAAGGUGUACCGUCAGCGCCGCAAGGAGAUUGCCGAGAUUGCCUUCGCCUACAAGUACGGAGAUCCGAUCCCCUACAUUGCCUACACCGAUGUGGAGGUCAAGACCUGGCGCUCGGUGUUCAAGACCGUCCAGGAUUUGGCCCCGAAGCAUGCCUGUGCCGAGUACCGGGCCGCCUUCCAGAAGCUCCAGGACGAGCAGAUCUUUGUGGAUCACCGCCUGCCCCAGCUGCAGGAGAUGUCUGAUUUCCUGAGGAAGAACACCGGCUUCUCGCUGCGUCCUGCUGCUGGUCUGCUGACAGCCAGGGACUUCCUCGCCUCGCUGGCCUUCCGCAUCUUCCAGAGCACCCAGUAUGUGCGUCACGUCAACUCGCCCUAUCACACCCCCGAGCCUGACUCCAUCCACGAGCUCCUCGGUCACAUGCCCCUGCUGGCCGAUCCCAGCUUCGCCCAGUUCUCGCAGGAGAUUGGCCUGGCCUCGCUGGGUGCCUCCGACGAAGAAAUCGAGAAGCUGUCCACGGUCUACUGGUUCACUGUUGAGUUCGGUCUCUGCAAGGAGCAUGGUCAGAUCAAGGCCUAUGGCGCCGGACUGCUGAGCUCCUACGGCGAGCUCCUGCAUGCCAUCAGCGACAAGUGCGAGCAUCGCGCCUUCGAGCCCGCCUCGACGGCCGUGCAGCCCUACCAGGACCAGGAGUACCAGCCCAUCUACUAUGUGGCCGAGAGCUUCGAGGAUGCCAAGGACAAGUUCCGUCGCUGGGUCAGCACGAUGUCCCGCCCCUUCGAGGUGCGCUUCAACCCACACACCGAGCGCGUCGAGGUGCUGGACUCGGUGGACAAGCUGGAGACGCUGGUGCACCAGAUGAACACGGAGAUCCUGCACCUGACCAAUGCCAUUCACAAGCUGAAGCGACCCUUCUAAGGCGGUGGUGGUCAUGUGGAGCAGAUUAUACCAAGAGCAGCCCUAGCCCAAGCCCUAACCCAAACCCUCAAACCACACAUACAGGUGCAACGGUCUCAUUUAUACAAAUUAAUUUUAAAUUGACAUACCGCACAAUCCCUCGUACAUUUUAUGAUUUCCCCUUA
Drosophila serrata is the source of this 2321-nucleotide messenger RNA. RefSeq names its product tyrosine hydroxylase ple (gene ple). Gene Ontology annotation, molecular function: tyrosine 3-monooxygenase activity; iron ion binding. Gene Ontology annotation, biological process: dopamine biosynthetic process from tyrosine. The record is from RefSeq and is a predicted model, not a curated record. Lineage: Eukaryota; Metazoa; Arthropoda; Insecta; Diptera; Drosophilidae. Gene Ontology annotation, cellular component: axon; cytoplasm; perikaryon.